GCGGGAGGAGGAGGAGGCUCCACAAUAGAGAAGCAGGAGCACACACACAUUCGCGCACACACUCCUAGGCAGAAGCGCAUAGACGCGCGCAGGGAAACAGUGCGGCUGCGACAGCGGCGGCUUCAACACAGCGGCUCUUCAUCAGCGAGAUUAGCAGCAGGUUUUUCUGAUCUCCUGAUCCCUCCUGCGCUCUGGACUGACAUGCACGAGAGCGAGAUGCGGCUGAAGAUGCGCGUGCGGCGCAUUAAGGAAGGGCGAGAUCUGAGAGGUGGUUUUGCAGCAUUUUCCUCCUGUUUUCCUGAGCUGUGUGAGAAUAAACCAGCAUCGAUUCUCCCUCUCAGCCUUUCCCAACCCUGUUUACCAGUGGCAAACAUCGGUCCCACACGGAUCCUUCCUCACCUGUACCUAGGCUCCCAGAGAGACGUCCUUAAUAAGGAGGUGAUGUCACAGAAUGGGAUCACAUACGUCCUGAAUGCCAGCAACACAUGUCCCAAACCAGACUUCAUCAGUGAAAACCAUUUCAUGCGCAUUCCCGUCAACGACAGCUACUGCGAGAAGCUGCUUCCCUGGUUGGAAAAAACCAACGAGUUCAUCGACAAAGCCAAGGUGUCAAACUGCAGAGUCAUCGUCCAUUGCCUGGCUGGCAUUUCCCGCUCCGCAACCAUCGCCAUUGCCUACAUCAUGAAAACUAUGGGCUUGUCCUCAGAUGAUGCCUACAGGUUUGUAAAGGACCGUCGUCCAUCUAUAUCUCCAAAUUUCAACUUCUUGGGUCAGCUGCUGGAGUUUGAGAGAGGUUUGGAGAUGAAGAGUCUGCCUUGUCCCAUAAGAAUAGAAGCAAAUCCAGUUAAAGAGGUGACGGAGAUCCGAAAGAUGGAGAGUGACGACCAGAGGACUUCACAAACCACCACAGAGAUCACCGUAAAUCCUCCAUCGCCUACCUCCCUCCAGAAAGACCUCAGUUCCCUUCAUCUGUCCACCGAAAAAAUCCUUCAAAACAAGCGGCUCAAGUGUUCCUUCUCCCUCGACAUAAAGUCUGUCUACUCCUCAAGCCCAAACCAGAACUCUUCUCCAAACUCUGACAACUCACCAAAAAUAUGCAGACUUGAUAAUCUGAAGAACACCAAUGGAGUAAGUCAGUCAAAGUGUACAAUAUCAACCCAGAUUGGCUUCAAAAGGUUGUCCGCUACGACUCUUUCCCUCAAUUUGAAGCAAGAAAACUCUGGACUUCAAGAUCCCAAUUCCGAGACCAAUACAAAAGCGCCUUUAUUGUUGGGAAAAUCUGCUUCUUGGACCACGCACAGAGGCUCAAAUCAAGCCAGCACCCCUAUAACACCCACCGGUGACUGCCCUUGGUUUUUAGCCACUAAUUUGGCACCUUCUGGAACCUCUGCUCACUUUGGCAGCACUCCUACAUAUUCGGCCUACAGUUGCAGUGGCCAAUCUGGCAACCCAAAGCCUGGAGUAUACCAAAGAGACAAAACACAGGGGGAUUCUCGGGAUUUGAGCAGCUGGCUCGAUGACGGGAAAACCCAAAUUGUGUGUGGCGUAUCGCAAGUAGACACUAAAUACAAGCGACGUAGUUGCCAGAUGGAGUUUGAAGAUGGUAUGAGCACAACACAAAGCGGCGAGGAAUUCGGGAAGCUGGGCAAGCAAUCCAGUUUCUCUGGCAGCAUGGAGGUCAUUGAGGUUUCAUGACAGAAAACAAACUGUUUAUUUAUUGCCGAGUUCUGUCGUUGAAGAGAUUCGCAUCUAAAAGAGACUCAUACUUUUUUUAAAGGUGCCAUAGAAUGAAUUGAUUUAAUGUCAAAUUGUUUUCUACACAGUAAUUAUGUGGGAGAAAUAGUCAAGAAAUGGCUUUGUGCUCAUUUAUAAAUCACAGGAAAUACACCCAGAAUGAAAAGCUCAGGUUUGACCAUAUUUGGAAUGGUCAUGAAUAUUAAUGAGCCCUGAUCUGAUGCUCUGCAGGUCAUCAGUGCAUGCUCACACAUACAAAAUACACACAUGAAAUACACAAUACAUGUAAAACAAUCAUAAUUUAUUAGUCCAAAAAACUAUAUUUAAACAAACUGAAUAUAUUCCUUGUUAAACUGAAGUGAUAGAGAGUUUUAUUUUAGCUAGAAGGAGCAAAUUAAAUUAAAUUAAUAAUUAAUAGAAAUUAAUUUAAAUUAAACUAAUCUACAUUGAAAAUUAAGUUAAUUCCCAGUACUGGGUUGCGGCUGGAAAGUCAUCCACUAUGUAAAACAUAUGCCAGAAUAGUUGGCGGUUCAUUCUGCUGUGGCAACCCCUGAAAAUUAAGGGAUUAAGCUGGAGGAAAAUUAAUAAUUAAAUUAUGUUGCUUAGUUAUGGAUGAAAUAUAGGUAAAAUUAUUAUUAUACUUGACAAAAAGGCAGAUAGAGAUGUACUUUGUCGUAUUUUGUGUUUUUUUAUUAUUAUUUUUUAGGGGUUUUCACCUUUAUUGUGAUAGGACGAUGGAGAUUAUGGACAGGAAAGCAUGGGGAGCAAAGAUAGGGAAAGGGUCGGCAAAGGACCUCGAGCUGGGAAUCAAACUCAGGUCACCGUGAACACCUAAGAGCCAUGUGUCGACGCACUAACCACAAGGCUAUUGGCGGCGACGUAUUUUUUGGUUUUAACAUGUAUAUGAACGCACAGGCAGAAAUGAAUAUCAACCUCUGCAUAAACAGAUGAGCUUUAUCAAGUUUGUGGCAUCCUUUCACUCCAGAAUAAUCAGAAUAAGAGCAGAGUGAUAUGACACAAUGCAUGACAUGUGUUUGUUGCCUCGUUACAAACGUAGGCGGCCAGUUUCACAAUAUACACAUACAAUAUACACAAUAGACAAAAUUUGGAUGAAUAAAUUUUCCAUGAUUGCAUUAAAAUCAGAACUCUAUAAUGUCUCUCUUUCAAAAUAAGAGCCUCACAUACAUAGUUAUAUAACAUUGAAAUUGUAAUCCCAUUAGCAAACAUUGUGGCCAAUUUAAAGCAUGCAUAUUAAUGAUCCUGUGUGAAUUGUAAGUGUGUGUUUUCUUCUGAUCUGGCUUGUUUUUCGCUGGGAUUUUACACUCACGGGAUUUACAUAAGAAUGAGGAAACAAUGGUGUUUGAGGUUCACUGAACUCUUAUUAUUGAGCUAAAUCAGUAGCUUCAUUAUAUGGCAACUUUAAACAAAGAAUAAUGUGUUGUUGAGGAAGCACAUUCAGUAUGAACAGACACAAUCUCUGGUAUUAUGUAGGACUACCAGUGUUUUUAAUGAGCUUAUAAUGACAUAUAAUAACAUGCACUCUUACCAAAGACCUCACGCGGUGUCCUUUUCUCUGGCAUGUCAUCUUAUGGUACACUCAAAAAAAAAAACAAGUAUUGAUGGACGAUAUCCUUCUAGCAUGACCAUACAAAGACGCUAAACAUGGAAGAAUGAGGGUGUGUGUGUGUUUUGAUGCAAAUUAGGGCACUUAAUGGUGACUUUUGCCUGAGGGGAAGCUGUAUGUACUAUGCCCAAGUUUGAGAAGAUGUAAUUGCUGUGCGACGUUUAUUUUUUUGUCAUUGCCCUAAGAUCUAUUUAGCUAUGGAUUGAGAAAAUGAGGGUAGUUGCAAUCAACGAUUGUCACAAUUCAGUGUUAUACAUUUUAUCCCCAGAUGCAGAGUGAAAAUAUGAAGUGUAUGUUGACGCUGAGAUAUUCUCAGACCUACUACUGUGCACUGAGCAUGCUCAGAAUGGCUGGCUACCUACAAACUGACAAGCUGCAUCCCGCAGCACUACGUAUUAAGCUGUAAAUCUAGACUUAUUUACAUAUAUAUGUAAAAGAAAUUUACUUCAAUUUUAAUGGUCUAUUUAAAGUUUCAUGCCUUUUUUGCUUUAAUUUAUUGUAUUGGUUUCAUUCUGGCAAUGAGCAAUAAUAUAUUAUUUGAAAACA
Molecule: messenger RNA, 3904 nt
Organism: Danio aesculapii
Lineage: Eukaryota; Metazoa; Chordata; Actinopteri; Cypriniformes; Danionidae
Gene: dusp8b
Product: dual specificity phosphatase 8b
Exons: 5
Coding region: 202-1695 (497 amino acids)
Biological process (GO): protein dephosphorylation; negative regulation of MAPK cascade
Cellular component (GO): cytoplasm
Molecular function (GO): MAP kinase tyrosine/serine/threonine phosphatase activity; protein tyrosine/threonine phosphatase activity
Source: RefSeq, a predicted model, not a curated record